AUGCCUCGACCCAAAAAUAAACGUGUGUCCCCUGACAGGCUAGAUGAGGCAAGCGAGCCUCCUUCUAAGAGGCUUGAGUUAUCAACCCAACCUUCAUCAAGCCGGAACAGUGAGGAGAAAAGCACGCUUGAAGCGCUCAAGGCACUGCCGCACCAAGAGCUUGCCAUGGUCGCGAAUGGCCUGGUACUGGAGCUCAAAUCCUGGAACGACAACGACCCCACUCCCGUGGGUCGCUCAGAGUGGUGGACGGAGAUCAAAGUUGAAGAGGAAGCCAGAUCCUUGAAGAUAUGGUGUCGCGAGCAUAUUAGGAAGCAGAUGAGGUGGCAGGGGAGAUGGUUUGGCGCGUGGGCUGUACCCCACGAAGCCGUUUUUGUCGAGCUCUUCGGCGCCGACAGGGCCAAGCUGAGAAGCUACAAGCCCAUGAAGCUAAGUCUCCUGGAGUUCGACGCAGUCAUCGGCUACAUCCGCGUGCGUCUUGGAGACAAACAUUCCUUGUUUGUCACCAGCGCGAAUGUCGUGUGGAUGUCGGGUGUGAAUAUGUUCAUGCUGUUUGGGACUUUCGGGCUCGACACGGGUCCGGACUACUGA
Molecule: messenger RNA, 588 nt
Organism: Aplosporella prunicola CBS 121167
Lineage: Eukaryota; Fungi; Ascomycota; Dothideomycetes; Botryosphaeriales; Aplosporellaceae
Exons: 3
Coding region: 1-588 (195 amino acids)
Source: RefSeq, a predicted model, not a curated record